ACGGGAGGGUUGGGGAAGGGGUCGCAAAGCGAGGCUUCUUGCGCGGUGCAUCGGAACGCCUGCAAGCGGCCGUGGGGUGACUUCCUUGCGGAGUGGAGACCACCCAGCGAUGCCAUCCGGGUGCGGGGAGGGCGGUCCGGGCUGAUCUCUAAACAGGCUGAGCCAGGUUGGGGUCCGGGGGCCGGUGUGGAAAGGAGACCACCAAGAAUAGCGGGCACCUUUAUCACGGCAUGGCUUUUGCUAUUAAAAGACAGGCGACCACAGUGGAGCCCAACAUUUCUGUUGCUGGGUGAGACGUUGGUUAAGGGAGCCUUGUCCUGUUUUACGACCUUUCUUGUCUAGGUUGUUAAGUGAAUCAUUGCAAGUGGAGAAGUUAAUAACCCGGUUGUUAAGUGAAUCAUUGGGGUUGUUAAGUUAAUAACGAAAAGGGACGCAGUGGCUAAGAUGCUGAGCUUGUCGAUUGGAAAGGUCGGCAGUUCAGCGGUUCAAAUCCUGAGUGCCGCGUAACGGGAUGAGCUCCUGUGACUUGUCCCAGCUUCUUCCAACCUAGCAGCUCGAAAGCAGGUAAAAAAUGCAAGUAGAAAAAUAGGGAUCACAUUUGGUGGGAAGGGAACAGCGUUCUGUGCGCCUUUGGCGUUGAGUCAUGCCGGCCACAUGACCACGGAGACGUCUUCGGACAGCGCUGGCUCCUCGGCUUUGAAACGGAGAUAAGCACCGGCCCCUAGAGUCGGGAACGACUAGCACGUAUGUGUGAGGGGAACCUUUACGUUUACCUAAAUAACACAGUUGUUAAGAGAAUCUGAUUCCUCCAUUGACUUCGCUGGUCAGAAGGUCGCAAAAGGGGAUCACGUGACCCCUGGCCACUGCAACCGUCAUGAAGAUGCUCGUCGGCUGCGCCUGUCGGCAUUUGGUCCUUCUCAGGGCCCGUUGUCUUCAGAACAGCCUUGCUCCGCAGUUGUGGAAAAGAGGCCACCAGGUGCUCCGUUCUUUUCAAAGUCCUACCAUUCUGCAACAGGGAGGUAGCCCGUGGGCGCCCAGCCUUCGCAGGGUGCAGCCCCGAUGGCUGAGCGGCGUCGACUUGUCUCAACGCGAUCCAAAGCCGCCAUCUAGCUCUGAAAACUCGGAGAAAUUUGCCGUGAUUUACCGAUUCCCGGCCAUCAGGUUGUUGAAACUCUUCUCGAGGCUGAAGCUGCUGCAGACGGGCUUCGGUCUGCUGAUCCUCCCUCCGGUCUGGUAUUUCUACGGGCUAAACCCUUUGGUCACAGGCCUCUUCUCCUUCACCCUCGUCUUCCUGUACGCUCUCAGCUUCUUCCUGCAACGGGUCAUCGGCAUCAUGUAUCUGAACGAAAGCCGGACUGUCUUGAAAAUCUCACACUUGACAUUUUGGGGGAAGAGGAGGAAUUUCUGCUGUCCAGUCGAGUCUCUCGUGACCUUAGGAGACGAGGGCAAAGACCGCAAAAGAUUCCUCCUGAAGUUCAGACGGGGUGACCAGAAAAAAGUGCUGUAUUUUUCACUUGUCUUGGGUCAAGUUGUGGACCACGAAGCCUUUGGCAAAGUGUUUGGGUGUUAUACCUAAGUGUGUCUGAGUGUCAGGGGGCGGUGGGUGGAGAGAAAAUUUAACACCCACACAGAAUGUUUUGCACUGAGGAUUCAUACCCUUGUUAGCUAAAAUAAACUGUAUAGAUAGUCCUGAAGUUACGAUCGCGAUGGAGCCCCAAAUUUAUGUUGCUAAGAGACACGUUUGUUAAGUGAGUUUUGCCUCGUUUUAUGACCUCUCUUACCACAGUCGCUAAGCCUGUAACUGUUGUGGUCCGCUAGCAGCCUGCGGAGCUAUCAGUGGAGUCGGACAGUGAGGAGUCUGGGGAGGACAAUGGGCCAGUCCUGGAGUCUGGGGAAGGCCCGGCUCUGCAUCGGAGGCAGAGAAAGGGCCAUCUGGGAGGUACAUGCUGCCCCCGGAGCCUCCAGAGUCGGACCUCAGCAAGGCAGAGGAACGGGGAGCCUGUUCCCAGUGCACGCAUGCACAGAGCUGCCAGAAGGCAAGAACAGUUAAAACAAAAAGGACUCCUCAGGAGUAAGGCCUGGAGACGAUUGGCCCCUCCCAUAAGGCUUAAAAGAGGAGCAAAGGCACUUGGGCCUUUGCAGGAAGCAAUGUUGUUAAUUCUGUGCAGUUUGAUUCUGGACUCUGGCUUUACCAAUUAGAUCUUUGACAGCUAUCAAGGGAGAUAAAGGUGGGUGAUUAUCAGUCUUAUCGCGAAGGAUUCUUUACAACUAUUUGGAACUCAUCUGUGAAUUAACAAAAUUCACAGCUGUUGCAAUAAAAUUUAUUUAUUUUAUUUUAUUUUAUUAUUUAAAUUUCCUUCUCCCAAAGGACUCAAGGCGGUUUACAGCCACAAUAAAAAACAAUUGAUACAAAAAUUAAAACCAAUUUAAAAAGCAAAAAUUCAAAGUUGGCUGGACACUAUAAAACCAAUAAAAACCCCAUUUAAAAGAGGUUUUUUGUGUGUUUUACUGACUCAGGAAGCCUAGGUCAGAACAGCAGCUAGUAUUAAUGCCCCUCCAAUUGUUUUCAGUUGUGAGAAAUGAACAAUUGCCACCAUAUUCUGCCUUCUAUUCUUUUGUUGAAAUAACUUCUGGAGAAUUUCACAGCGCUUCUACGCUGGAAUAAAUUCUCUACUGCUACGAUCAGUGGCGUUUUUCAUCCUUAGAAGUUAUGAACGUUGUGUUUAAAGUGUAAAUUUACUAGGAUUAGACAAAGAUUUGAAAGAGUGCUUCCGUUUGAUGAAGCUUUGAUGAUCUCGUGAUAGUCAUGAAUUAAACUAUGUGAACAUUAAGAGCCAACAGUGGCUUGAUAAUUCAUCCAGUGGCUGGAUAAUUCAUCCAGAUAAUAAACAGCAAAUUAUUACAAAAUACUUUUCAGAAGUCAUCCUGGAGAGGGUAUCUAAAAUGUUUGUGGGGUAUGUAUAAUAUGAGUACAUUUAGGAUAUUUGUGUCCUAUAUUUCAAUAUAUAAUUAUUUAACAAUAUAAUAAUAUAAUUGAUGAUAUGGAGUAUCCAAUGAUAUUCAGGUAUACAAAUAACAGUGUACACACAUAGUAUUAACAUGAAAGGA
Ahaetulla prasina is the source of this 3108-nucleotide messenger RNA. RefSeq names its product transmembrane protein 186 (gene TMEM186). NCBI's taxonomy places the organism in Eukaryota, Metazoa, Chordata, Lepidosauria, Squamata, Colubridae. The coding region runs from base 875 to 1576 and encodes 233 amino acids. Gene Ontology annotation, cellular component: mitochondrion. The transcript has 2 exons. The record is from RefSeq and is a predicted model, not a curated record.